Molecule: messenger RNA, 1955 nt
Organism: Pseudo-nitzschia multistriata
Lineage: Eukaryota; Bacillariophyta; Bacillariophyceae; Bacillariales; Bacillariaceae
Source: the annotation of a GenBank genome assembly
CGCAACCGGGACGACCCGCUGAAGACACACACAAACACAAAACCACACACACAAACAAACAAACAAACAAACACGCAAACCGCGAGAAACAGAACCACCAUGGCGACAACCUUUGACCAAAGAACCCGAACCACCACCACCCACGGCGGCAUCCGCAUCCCCGUUCGCACCGCGCUGCGCUGGAUCCUCCCGGCGCUGGCGUGCGUGCUGUCCCGAGCCCCCGUGGAGGCCCUUGGCCUCGCGCCGCGUUCCUUCCGGGCCCGCAGGGGCUCCGGGCCCUCCCUCCCGGAGCUGCGGCGGGGGGAGGCCCACGUCCGGCUGCACGCACACGCGCACGCGAGCGGCAACGGGACGGCAGCGGUGGCGCCCGACACCCGCGACGGGGGCACCGGAGCCGGGCCGGUCGAAUCCAGAGCCAAACCCCGAGCCAAACCCCGAGCCGGAACCGGAGUCAAAGCCGCACCGGACCCUUCGGGGGAAUGGCUCGCCGACCGCGUCCGAUCCGUUAACUACUUCGUCUCGAGAAAGUGCAACUAUUCCUGCAAGUUUUGCUUCCACACGCAAAAGGUACGUAUCGUAUCGUAUCGUAUCGUGUCGAGUCGAGUCGUAUCGUGUCGUGUGGCAUGGCAUGGCAUGGCAUGGCAUGGUGUUUUGUGCGCAUUCGUGCAUGCAUCCAUGCAUCUCGGCCCACACCAACCAACACACCGUCUGCCUUUGUUCUCUGCAACGGAUCCGAUCCAAUCCAAUCCAAUCCAAUCCAACCCCGCCGCAUCGAUCGCGAUCCCGGGCAACGCGGCUUCCUCCCUUUCCACGCCAAACCACGCCAAACGACACCACAGACCACCCACACCCUCCCGGCGGAAGACGCCGUCCGCGGCCUCUGCCUCCUGAGGGCCGCGGGGACCGAGAAGAUCAACUUUGCGGGCGGCGAACCCUUUGUGCGGCCGCACCUGCUGGGCAGGCUGUGCAAGGCGGCCCACGAGAUGGGCAUGGCCGUCUCCAUCAUCUCCAACGGCUCCCUCGUCACGGAGGAAUGGAUGCGCCAGUACGGCUACUACGUCGACAUCCUGGGGGUUUCCGUCGAUUCCUUCGACCCGGAAACGAACGCCCUGAUCGGCCGGGGCGGGGACGCCCACAACCGGCACGUCGACCGGAUGCGGAGGGUCCGCCGGUGGUGCGAGGAACACAACAUCAAAUUCAAGAUCAACACGGUCGUGUGCAAGCACAACGUCCGAGAAGACAUGACGCAGCAGAUGCUCGAGCUCGACCCCGUCCGCUGGAAGGUCUUCCAGGUACUGGUCCUCGAGGGGGAAAACGCCGGGGCCGGAGACCUGAGGGACGCCAGGGAACUCAGGGUGACGGACGACGAGUACCAGGCCUUUGUCGACCGCCACCGCCCGAGUUUCUCCAGCGACGUCCUGAUCCCGGAAUCGAACGCCGUCAUGCAAAACUCCUACCUGCUCCUGGACGAGGACCUGCGCUUCCUGGACUGCUCGGCCGGGGGGAAGGUCCCGAGCGCGUCGAUCCUGGAGGUCGGGGUGGAAACCGCCCUCCGCCAGGCGGGAUUCGACGCCGACAUGUUCCGGCAGCGCGGGGGGGUCUUCGAGUGGACCCGGGACCGGUCCGGGGACGCACCGAGACCGGAGCUGCGCCCGUGAAGGGGCUUGUUGGCCCCGCCUCUGGCCGAGGCGAGGCGAGGCCGGGCAGCGUCCCGCGGCACGCAGUACCCGAACCGGUCUUCUGGGAUUUCAGGGAAGCAGGCACAAACAGUGGUGUUUGGAAAUCUUUGGUAGGUACGGUUCCUACCGGUAACGGGUACUGUGCUGCAGUAAGUACCAUGCGAUGCGGGAGUGCGAGUGUAGAGUGUACCGGUUUUGUCUUGACUACUAGAAACAAUUCGUACCAAACAUACAGAUACUGUAUACGUAAAAUGCAACUAAAAUUGCAUUAUCAUU